AUGGCUGAGGAGUCUCCAGUCUCUGCUUCGUCCCAAGCGAUUCUACAGCCAGUUCCCGAAGCGGAGACUUGGAAGCAGAGGUCUUUUAAUUUCCUGCAGUCAGCUUCCUCCGAGAUUACACUGUUAAAUUGUUCCGCCCUGCCCCCCGCGCCCCGAGCCCCCGCCCCUCUCACUUUCCCAAGGUGCAGGGCAGACCGGCUUCCUUCCGUGACCCGCACCGUGACAGCUUGUCUCCCUUUAGGCCGCUUCCCCAGGCCGCCCCCGCCGUUUCACGAGCAGCUUCCCACAUCCGGAAGCGGAGAGCCGGCGGUGCAGCUGUCUCAGAAGCACGGCGCACAGUUGAGCUUCAAGGAUGUGUUCAUAGAUCUCAGUCCUGAGGAGUGGGAAUGCCUGGACCCUGCCCAGAGGACCUUGUACCAGGAUGUGAUGGAGGAGACCCUCAGGAACCUGCUGUCUGUGGAUAUGUCUCAUAUAGAUAUGAUCAAGAAAUUGCAGGCAAAAGCAGACAGUAGUAAAGGAGAGAUUUUUCAAAGAGUGAUGUUUGGAAGAGCUGAAAGCCUUGAAAGCAAAGAUUUUCACCUCAGGAAGAUCCAGGAAAAUAUAGAUGACUUUGAUUGUCUGGGGACAGAUGAUGAAAGAAAUGACAAAGGAUUGUCUACAUCCCAUAACAAAAACCUCAUUGAUGGAAGAGAUCAUCAUAGUAGAAGUGAUGCAGAAAAUGGAACUUUUGAAAGGCACGGAUCAAGCUUUCAGGAUGAAUUGCAGAUGAUGCAAUCUGAAGGGAUAAUUUUUGAAUGUAGUCAAGUUGUGACAAAUGUCAGCACCUCAGGUUUAUCAUCUCAGAGAACUCGUAAUGUCUGCAAAGGCUUUUCCCAUAAAGAUGAGAAUGCUGUUAUGCAUCCUUUAGAACUGUUACCAGACCAUGAAAUACAAAAUGAAAGACCUUACAGAUGUAAUGAGUGUGGCAUAACCUUUUUUCAGGACUCAGAACUCACUAGACAUCAACGAAUCCAUACAGGAGGAAAACCAUAUAAAUGUGCCGUGUGUGGCAAGGCUUUUAAUCAAACUAGAAAACUUGCAAUUCAUUGGAGAAUUCAUUCUGGAGAGAAACCACAUAAAUGUGAUGUGUGUGGCAAGGCCUUUAAGCAAGCUGCAAAAUUUGUAAUUCAUUGGAGAUAUCAUAUGAGAGAGAAACGAUAUAAAUGUGAUGUAUGUGGCAAGGCCUUUAAUCACACUACAAGACUUGAACUUCAUCAGAGAAUUCAUACUGGAGAGAAGCCAUACAAAUGCAAUGUAUGUGACAAGGCGUUUAGUCAUACGGCCAACCGUACUGUUCUUCAGAGACUUCAUACUGGAGAGAAACCAUAUAAAUGUGAUAUAUGUGGCAAGGCUUUCAGAGUAAGCUCAAACCUUGCUGUUCAUUGGAGAGUUCAUACUGGAGAGAAACCACAUAAAUGUGAUGUGUGUGGCAAGGCCUUUACUCAAGCUACAGGCCUUGCAAUUCAUCAGAGAAUUCAUACUGGAGAGAAACCAUACAAAUGUGAUGUAUGUGGCAAAGCCUUUAAUCACACUACAAGACUUCAGCUUCAUCAGAGAAUUCAUACUGGAGAGAAGCCAUACAAAUGCAAUGUAUGUGGCAAGGCGUUUGGUCAUACUGCAAACCUCACUGUUCAUCAGAGAUUUCAUACUGGAGAGAAACCAUAUAAAUGUGAUGUGUGUGGCCGAUGCUUUACUCAGAAUGCACAACUUGAAGUUCAUCAGAGAACUCAUACGGGAGAGAAGCCAUACAAAUGCAAUGUAUGUUACAGGGCGCUUAGUCAUACUGCAAGCCUCAGGGUUCAUCAGAGACUUCAUACUGGAGAGAAACCAUAUAAUGUGAUGUAUGUGGCCGACGCUUUACUCAAAAUGUACAACUUGAAGUUCAUCAGAGAACUCAUACAGGAGAGAAGCCAUACAAAUGCAAUGUAUGUGACAGGGCGUUUAGUCAUACUGCAAACCUCAGUGUUCAUCGGAGAAUUCAUACUGGAGUGA
Messenger RNA from Budorcas taxicolor (takin), 2031 nucleotides. Its product is annotated as zinc finger protein 665-like. The record is from RefSeq and is a predicted model, not a curated record. Bases 1 to 2031 code for a protein of 676 amino acids. The transcript is spliced from 4 exons. NCBI's taxonomy places the organism in Eukaryota, Metazoa, Chordata, Mammalia, Artiodactyla, Bovidae. Gene Ontology annotation, biological process: negative regulation of transcription by RNA polymerase II. Gene Ontology annotation, molecular function: DNA-binding transcription repressor activity, RNA polymerase II-specific.